UAUAGAAUUUAAAGUAGAAAAUGGAUAUUGUUCAACACGAAUUCGAAGAAACUUUGAAACGCAUCCAAUCUCAAAAAGAUGUUGUCGGUGUUAUUGUGGUAAAGAAUAAUGGUGAUAUCAUAACAUCAACAUUAGACAAUAGGUCAUCUGUUAGCCACGCUGAAAGGAUAAUGAAGUUGGCUGACAACGCGAAGAGUUGUGUUAGAAAUUUAGAUCCGUCAAACGAGCUAAUUGUUUUACGGAUGGGUACUAAAAAACGAGAGGUACUGGUGAAACCUGGUAAAGAUUUCAUAAUGAUCGUUCUUCGGAAACAAAAUCAUAAAUCUCUUAUGAGAAGUAUAGCAAACUCUUAA
Acyrthosiphon pisum (pea aphid) is the source of this 353-nucleotide messenger RNA. Its product is annotated as dynein light chain roadblock-type 2-like. Bases 21 to 353 code for a protein of 110 amino acids. The transcript has 3 exons. Gene Ontology annotation, cellular component: cytoplasmic dynein complex. The record is from RefSeq and is a predicted model, not a curated record. NCBI's taxonomy places the organism in Eukaryota, Metazoa, Arthropoda, Insecta, Hemiptera, Aphididae. Gene Ontology annotation, biological process: microtubule-based movement.